AUUUACUUUCCGGGAAUCAAGUCCAAAGAGUGUGAAGUCAAACUGAUUUUGAAAACUACUGUACCUUCGUUUGAACUGGCGACCACAUGAGGAGCACACAAAGUCCUGCUGCUGAGCGUGAUUUGAUUCUUCAUGGCGCUUUAGAUGCUCCUUGCGUCGGUACCGAGCAUUGCAGCCAGCAAAUCGGCAUCGGAACGUGUUAUGUGCGAAAGAGUCCGAGGGACUCGGAUGGAAAAGGAGUUCGAUUUCGGUUCCGAACCCUCCCAUCUGUACAGUAAAUAUGGCUCUCGCAAUCAGCGUUUCGAAAGAGAUGAGACCUCACCGAGCUCCGCGGGGUGUUCGGAUCGACAGCGUAACUCCACCGCCCACCCGGUUUCCCACCCGGUUUCCCACCUGGUCUCCCACUCGGUCUCCCACUCGGUCUCCCACUCGGUCUCCCACUCGGUCUCCCACCGCUUCCGAUAAGACACAUUUUGAAGCGCUUCAACUCAAAAAGGCUAUCGAUACUCAAAUCAAGCAAAGUCCCGAUAUAAAUACCUCGGAAAUCACAUCCCCUCGCCGUGGAUCAGUUGCCUUCCAAUCUAGCUCUGUGGCCCUCGGAAUUAUGACUCCUUCCAUACUUAUCGUCGGCGCCACCGGCAAUACUGGCCGAGCCGUCGCUCAAACAUUGCCAAAGUUGCUUCAAUCCAGCAGCACCUUAUCCGGGUACCGCGUUAUUGCUCUCACUCGCACUUCGAGCAGUCCGGUAGCACGCGAGCUUGCUAAACUGCCCGGAGUUGAAGUGAUCGAGCAGAACUGGGUUGAGAUCACCGCCGACUGGCUCCGCGAACACCAAGUUGCUAGAGCGUUCAUUGCAUCCCAACCCGAGCCCAACCAAUUUGCCGAAGAGUCGACCUUCCACCUCAAUGCCCUCAAUGCCGGCGUCAAGUAUGUCGUGCGCAUCUCAACUACGGCUGCAAAUGUCCGCCCGGACUGCCCUGCCUACUAUCCACGCCAGCACUGGGCCAUCGAGGCUCUCCUCGGCUCACCCGAGUUCGACAACUUGCAGUGGACCUCUCUUCAGCCAAACAUCUUCUCGCCAUUCGUUAUGUCCCCAGCCGCGGAAUUCAUUAAGAGAUACCGCAAGACCGGAGAGCAGGAUACACUUCGGUUGGUGCCAUCAGAGAAUGCACCUAUCGGCAUUAUCGAUCCUGACGAGGUUGGUGUUUUUGCAGCUCAUCUCUUGUCUCAGGACGACACUUCCACCCACAACAAAGCCAAAUACGUUCUGAAUGGACCCGAGGAUAUAAAUGGGAUGCAGAUUGUUGCAAUGGUUGAGCAGCACAUUGGUACGCCCGUCAAGGAUGUUAGUUAUAAGGACGUCUCGUUCAUCGACAUGCUGUAUGAGAAUCAGUAUGCGGCAACCAAGCAAUCGAAGAACGUCAUCUACUCAAUGACGAGGGCCGCCGAGACAGUGUGGCAAGGAAAAUGCUCAACUUCUACGACCAGCAAGGAGGUCCUGAAGCUUGCUGCUCCAAAGCGUACACCUGCUGAUACCUUGAAGGCUUUACUUGAGGACUAAGGAAAUCAUACGUUGAAAAAGUGGUCCAGGAGGGUGAUACAACUUGCCACCUUGUCUUAAUCUUUGUAUCUCUUUUGGGUAUGAAUAUCCCAUAAAGUUGAACGGCGAAUGGCUCUCUAGCUCCUGUUGAAUCGUGGCCUACCUGUUUCCAGAUAUCGUACCCUAGGCUAUCAAAGCUAGAUUCCUUAAUUCGGCUUUGAAUACAAAUUUAAUAUUUCUGCUCUGCUU
This is a messenger RNA of Penicillium brasilianum, 1789 nucleotides long. The record is from the annotation of a GenBank genome assembly. NCBI's taxonomy places the organism in Eukaryota, Fungi, Ascomycota, Eurotiomycetes, Eurotiales, Aspergillaceae.